AUGGAUGUCGAUGGGAAUAGGCGACAUGAUCGAUGCAGCCCCGGACCGCCAGAGUUAUUUGACAGGGUCAAGGAAAAUGACAAGAGCAUGGAAACACUACAACGGCGGAAGCUGAGCAUUCGAAAAAGCAGCAAUUCCUGGCUUAUAAUAGUUUUUUGCAUGGUCGCAUAUCUCACAACCCUGACCAAUGCCGCGUUCAUUAAUUUCGACAAUUGUUUAGAGGCCAACCUUUUGAAUGAUCCAAGCCAACUGCAAUUCGUCCCCCAGUUCUUCUCUGUCGUCUACGAUCCUUCACCCGGCCCAAAUCCAAUAGAAAUCAUCAUUUACGGAAAUGUCACUGGAAAUGGCGAAAUUGUCAAUAUAGUCAAUAAUGAUGGAAAUGAGACAUACACCACCCUAUUCACAACACUCGACGUGCUCAACUUUACGCCAUAUGACCAUGCGACCGAAUUUUGCCAAAACGUCACCCAAGGCAGCUGUCCUCUUGGGCCUGUUCUCAACGUCAACGGGAGCGACCCAAGUCAGCUUCGAGCAUUCGCAGUUCAACAUGAUCUUCAAACAUCAUAUCAGCUAGCCAGUUUAGCUGCCACCCUGCGCAUCAAGUCCGGCGACACAGCAGGUACGGAUCUGGGCUGUAUAUCUGGAAUCAUCACGCCCGACCUGGGGGGAACACUCAGAGGAGUAUUUGCAUUUUUACCUCUUGCGGUACUGGUCCUUCUUACUCUUGCAAAUAUCCUCGCAUCUACUUAUAGUCCCUGGGGAUCGACCGACAUAUUCCGUUGGACGAGCAAUUAUGGCCGAGAUGAAGAUCUUUUACGACUAGUUACCCCAGGAUUCGCGGACUGCCUACAAUAUAUUCAGUUCAUUGUGCUCACCGGAGCUUUGUCACUAAGUUAUCCCGGAUACUACCAGCCAGUCGUAUCUUCAGGAGCGUGGUCGAUUCUCAUGUUCAACCAGAGUUUCGCAAGUCAUGGAGGUGGAAUAGACCCGGUUGUCGAUGGUAUAUACGUUGUCAACGGGACUUAUGGCUUUGACCGCUUCCGACAAUAUGUCGGCUUGGAGAGUAUCAGGGACGUCUGGCCGGGAUCAAUUGUCUGGUUACUGGUGAUUUUGUUUGUGGUGACCGUGUUAACUCAAAUUGCGUUCGGCGCUCAAUGGAUCUACCAUCGCAUGGCUCGCGUUGUAGAGGAGGAUCUACGGUCGAAAAAUAUGCCGUUUACCGUUGGCAACAUCAUCCGCAUUACUUUCAACUUCUUCCUAUUACCAACUCUAUCCCUUGCGCUCUAUCAACUUGUUAUCGCGGGAAAUUCCGCCGCGUAUGCUGUUGCAUUGGCAGUCAUAUUAAUCUUAGCCAUUCUCCUUUUUGCCCUCUGGAUGAUUCGCCUUAUUGUCUCCGCACGACCUCGGGUAUAUCUAUUUGACGAUCUUCCGACUGUCCUCCUAUACGGACCUCUCUACAACACUUAUCGAGAUGAUGUUGCUCCAUUCGCUUUGGUACCUAUUUUCAUCACCUUUCUCCGCGCCAUCGCAAUCGGCGCCCUGCAACCUUCAGGUGUUGCUCAAGUUGUUCUGCUUGCAAUAUGUGAAGUGGCUAUGAUUUUGCUUCUUGUUGCCUUUCGACCAUAUGCCUCACCAACAUCAAUGAACCUCUAUCAGAUUGUUUUCUCUCUUGUGCGCUUUUUAGUCGUGCUUCUGAGUGUCACCUUUGUACCGUCUCUGGGCAUUUCAGAACAGACUAAAGGUUGGAUUGGAUAUGCCAUCUUGAUUCUGCACGGAGCGAUGCUGGUAUUUGGGUUUUUUCUGAACGCUCUGCAGACCCUCAUAGAAGUGAUUGCUCGACUUGCAGGAGCCGGAGGCGUAGAAGGAGGUGCUACUCGAGGUGGCCUCACAAAAGUCUUCGGUGCAAGACAGCUCUCUCGACGCAAUCCCCGAAGCAGCACACGUCAAAGCAUGGCAUCAGAAGCAGCUAUGCUCGCCAACAUGGACGAACGUUCAUCAGCGCAAUUUGGCGGCUCUCGAGCGAGAAGUAUAUCUGGAAGUUCUGCAAUGCUUCUAAAUCGCCAGGCUAUUAGCGAUGGUCGAGUAAGUAUUGCCUAUGAUGCCGGUAGUGCACAUGGUGGUCCACAUAGUCGAACAAACAGUGGAAUGUACACUCCUACCACUCCUGGCGCUAGUAGUGCAUUCUCUCACCCUGCUGGUUAUCUCCCUAUGGGCACACCAAAGAGUGGUUCUGUUAUCGGCUUCAAGCCUGAGGCGAUGGAUCCUUACUAUCGGCCACCUCGCCCUCGAACACAGACCAUAGAUACUCAACAGUCUGGCGGUGAAGGUCGAGCACAAGCUACGUCUGGCAGCGAUACUGAGGAUGUCGCUCUCGAAAGUGCUGGUCAACCUGUCCCAGCACAUCUCGGUACUGCUCGAGAUGACGCUGAUCUCGAUGAUGGCCGACCGAACCGCAAAGACUAUGCUGUCCGCGAAGUCGACUUCUACUAUCGAGUUCGUGGUCCUGCAUUGUCUCAUACCGGGACUCGCAAAUUGAAAACGGGGCCGGCAGACCCAACAGGGCCCGUCUCAUCGGCAUCAGGUUGGUUCCGUCGGUUACUAGGUGGAAAGACGAAAGAACAAGGUAAAGGAUUUGAGGUGAUUCGAAGCGCUCGAGCACCUCCUGCGGGCAUGUUUCCACCUGCCGAAGACCCGGAAUACCACGAACCGUACAGAGAUGAGCCUGACUCACAGUCUCCUGAUGAGGCUGGAGAGGUGAGUCACAGCCGAAAUGUGUCUGGUGUUACCGCGACAUCCUACCACGAUUCGGAUGGGACGGAGGAAGAAAAGGACGAACAGCAAACGGAGUCGUUCAAAUUGCCACAGAUCGAUGCUGGCGGCUCAAUCGAACUUCCUAGUCGGGUCGGCUCGCGGACUAGUACGAACUCAAAUCGUCCUCCUGUGCCGAGAAAGAGCUCGAGGAGACAUGGACCCCAAGACUCUCUAGACGAAACACCAUCGUUAUUACCUAUUCCAGGUUCACCCGAUAGCGCAGCACACACAUCUCGCAGAAUACCCAGCUCCAACCUCCUUCACCCAGCAGGCGAAUCUGAGGCUCGGCUACCCUUUGCACCAAGCGAAGCCGGUAGCGGAACAAGUCAAGAACGCCAGGGGUCAACAGCAUCUUCUUCAUCUACAUUUCAACGUGUAGCAAGUGCUGAACCAGGGCGACCGUCUGGCAUGGGCUAUGUAGCACAUCAUCGAACAGGUGCUAGCAUUCAUCAGCUAGACUCCGAACACCCAGUGACUGGCAGCACGGCAGAAUUGGUCGAGCAAAGCACCGACACUCUAUCAAGUCAUUCGCACCGAACUACUCCUUAG
Molecule: messenger RNA, 3360 nt
Organism: Talaromyces amestolkiae
Lineage: Eukaryota; Fungi; Ascomycota; Eurotiomycetes; Eurotiales; Trichocomaceae
Exons: 3
Coding region: 1-3360 (1119 amino acids)
Biological process (GO): transmembrane transport
Source: RefSeq, a predicted model, not a curated record